Messenger RNA from Ziziphus jujuba (common jujube), 2641 nucleotides. RefSeq names its product pentatricopeptide repeat-containing protein At1g08070, chloroplastic. Gene Ontology annotation, biological process: RNA modification. The transcript has a single exon. Lineage: Eukaryota; Viridiplantae; Streptophyta; Magnoliopsida; Rosales; Rhamnaceae. The record is from RefSeq and is a predicted model, not a curated record. Gene Ontology annotation, molecular function: RNA binding; protein binding; zinc ion binding. Bases 404 to 2584 code for a protein of 726 amino acids.
UAUAACAUUUCCACAACUAUAUAUGCUUCCUAACCUUAUAUAAUUUCUUUGUGGAGUACAAGUACCAUUUGCUCUUAUUUAAUUAAAAAAAAAGAGACAAAGUACCAUUCUCUCUUUUGCAAGGCCAGUCAUACUAUAAACUUUAGUUAUAUAAGAUUUUAGGAUGUGAGUAGGUAAACAUCACUUGUUCAACUUAAAAAUUGGUAGCGUUGCCAAGUAAAUAAAUUCACAAAAAAUUUCAAUAGUAACGAACCCCAAAAGCCUGGAAUUGGCACUGUAUCAGAAACCCGACAACCCGGCCCGUUGCCAGUUAUGAUUCACUAGUUUAUUAUCUUAUAUCAAUUAUUUUGGCAGUGAUUUUUCCAACUGAAAUAACGAAGAGCGAACCUAAUAAACAGCAGCAAUGGCUGCUCCUCUGUCUGUCCACCAUAUUAGACCACCAUUAUCUUCUGAUAACUCGAUCUUGAAGAACCCCACUUCCAGUUCCACCACCAUUGUCGCAACGGCAACCACCGCAGCUUUCACUGCCAACUCCAUAGCCACCACCAACGACCAUCCAAUUCAUCCUCAUCCAUGUCUCGCAUUGCUUGAUAAAUGCGCCAAUGUUUCCCAGCUCAAGCAAAUCCACGCUCAAUUGCUAAGAACCGGCCUCUUCUUUGACGCGUUCACCGCCAGCAAAAUCGUUGCCUUUUGUGCUCUCCAAGAACACGGAAGCCUCCGCUAUGCCCGUCUGGUUUUCACUCAAAUCUCCAAUCCCACCACUUUUACUUGUAAUUCCAUUAUUCGAGGUUAUACCAAUAGGGGUUUGCCUUCCGAGGCCAUGCUUUUCUACCAAGAAAUGCUUUUCCGUGGUUUAUUGCCCGACAGGUUCACAUUUCCUUCCCUGUUCAAGUCUUGCGGGGAUUUGCGGGAGGGAAAGCAGCUGCAUUGUCAUUCUACCAAGUUUGGGUUUGCUUCCGAUUCUUAUAUUCAGAACACUAUGAUGAAUAUGUAUUCGACUUGUGGGUGUUUGGUUUCAGCCCGAAAGGUGUUUGACAAAAUGGUGGAGAAAAGUGUGGUUUCUUGGGCAACUAUGAUUGGAGCUUAUGCUCAAUGGGAUGAACCCACUGAAGCUGUGGUGCUUUUUAAUAGAAUGGAAAGUGGAAACGUGAAACCUAAUGAGGUUACGUUGGUAAAUGUCUUAAGUGCCUGCUCCAAGGCAAGAGAUUUGGAAACUGCAAAACAGGUGCACAAGUACGCAGAUGAAAAUGGGUUUGGAUCCCAUGUGGUACUUAGUACAGCUCUUAUGGAUGUCUAUUGCAAAUGUGGAUGUGUAUCACUGGCUCGGGACUUAUUUGACAAGAUGCCGGAACGGAACUUGUUCUGUUGGAAUAUAAUGAUUAAUGGAUAUGUUGAGGAUAGUGAUUAUGAAGAAGCUUUACUACUCUUUCGGGAAAUGCAGCUUCGGGGCGAAAAAGGCGAUAAGGUGACCAUGGUCAGCCUGCUGCUUGUUUGCGGCCAUUUAGGUGCUCUUGAGCUUGGGAAGUGGUUGCAUGCCUACAUACAGAAAGAGAAAAUUGAAGUGGACGUUACUUUGGGUACAGCACUUGUGGACAUGUAUGCAAAGUGUGGAAGCAUAGAGAAUGCGCUGAAAGUUUUUAAAGAACUGCCUGAGAAAGAUGUUAUGACUUGGACCACCUUGAUUACUGGUCUUGCCAUGUCUGGACAAGGGGAGAAGGCUUUAAGGCAUUUUUAUGAGAUGCAGAGAAGUGGGGUGCAACCAGAUGCAAUAACCUUUGUUGGGGUAUUGGCUGCUUGUAGUCAUGCUGGACUGGUGGAUGAAGGGAUUUCACACUUCAAUUCCAUGUCUAAUAUGUAUGGCAUUCAGCCUACCAUUGAACACUACGGUUGUUUAAUUGACAUAUUAGCACGAGCUGGUAGAAUAACCGAGGCAGAGGAAUUGAUUGAGAAGAUGCCAAUGGCACCAGAUCAUUUUGUUUUGGGAGGCCUUCUUGGUGCUUGCAGAAUCCAUGGCAACCUCGAGGCUGCAGAAAGAACUGCUCAACGACUUUUAGAACUUGACCCAGAAAAUGAUGGAACAUAUGUGCUCUUAUCAAACAUAUAUAGUUCAAUGAAAAAGUGGGAGGAAGCUAAAAGAAUUAGGGACUUGAUGGCAGAAAGAAACAUAAACAAGGCUCCAGGAUGCAGUCUUAUUGAGGUCGAUGGAAUUGUCCAUGAAUUUGUGAAGGGGGAUUCAUCACACCCUCAAUCCACAAGGAUUUAUCAAAUGGUGGAAGAUAUGAUCUGCCAAUUAAAGAAAGCUGGUUAUGUUCCUGACACAUCAGAGGUAUUUUUGAAUACAGAUGAAGAGGAAAAAGAGGCUGCACUAAGCCUUCACAGUGAGAAGUUGGCAAUAGCAUUUGGACUCUUGAGUACAAAUCCUGGGACAUCGAUCAGAGUAGUCAAAAACCUUCGUGUUUGUGUUGAUUGUCACACUGCAAGCAAGCUUAUCUCAAAAGUCUACAAUAGGGAAAUAAUAGUGCGGGACAGGAAUCGGUUUCACCAUUUUAAAGAAGGAUUUUGUUCUUGCAAUGAUUUCUGGUGAUCUAACAAUUGUAGUUCGUACAUAAUUUUCAAAAUCAUAGUCAUACUCUUGCAUUCA